AUGGCAGAUAGUAUAGAUAAUAACGAAAAUCAAGCCUCCGUUACUCCGAGGCCUAGGUUAAAUACCGAAGGUCGUGGCUCUGACACGACAUCGCGACGAUCUUUUUAUAGUAACAAUGCAUCAACUGCUGCAUUAAAAAAACAACUACAAGAUCAAUUGAACGAAAAUGCUACUCAAAUGCAGGCGACUACUGACUUAGCUGCUGCUCUUGCAAAACAACAAUCAGAAUUAGAAAAUCAAAUAAAGGCAUUAGACAAGACUGAAGGUAAUGAAGUCCCUCAAGAACUAAAAAAUAAAUUGGCUGACCUUGAAAAGGAAGCUGGUGCUAUAUAUGAAAGUUCCGCAAAGGUUUUUCUGGGUUCAAAAAGUCAACCAGACAUUAGUUCAUAUGAUUCACCAAAUGCUUCAGCUCCAUCGACACCUGCUAUAGAAACACCAACUCCAACUAUGGGAAAAUCCUCCUCAAGGCGUGAUCGUAACGCUGCGAAAGGUCGUCAAAAAGAUAUAGAAUUUGCUACUGAAAUAGGUCAAGGUUUAUUACAAGAAGUUAGACGUCUACAAGCUUUAUUACAUGAAAAAGAGGAAAGAAUAAAAGAAUUAGAGGCUGAAAAAGCUGAAUUAGAACGUACUAUUGAACAACUUAAUAAAAACUUACGAGCAAAUCAAGAAUCUAAAGCGAAGCAAGAUCUUAGUGCUCAAUUAGAUGACUUACAUCAACAACUUACUAAAGCUCGUAGUGAUUAUACAAAGAUUGAAAAAGCUCUUUCAACCGCAACUGAUGUUAUAGAACAACUUAAAGAUAAAGAAGAAAAAUUAACUGCAAGUCUUGAGGAUUUAAAAACUCGACAUGAAAAAGAUAUGGCAAAUAAUCGAAGGCAUAUUGCCGCUCUUAAUAGAGAAAAAGCUGAUUUAUUAAAAAUUGUCGAUGAUUUAAAAACUCAAUUAGAUUCUUUUGUAAAUGCCUCAAAAAUUAAGAAAAAUACUAAGGAUACCAGUACCGGUUCAAAUAAUAUAUUAUAUGAUGAAGAUGGUCAAAUUAUUACUAAUGGUGAUACUGAUUCAAGCAUUCCUCAGGAUUCUAUUAAUAAAAAUUUAAAUACUCAAGAAACUAUGAAGGCUCUUGGUGUUGCAAACCGUAUGAUCGGUAGCCUUCGUGCUAAUCUCCAAAAGGAAAAGAGUGAAAAAUAUGAAUUAAAGAAUUUAUUAUCUGUUAGAGAAGAACAAAUUGAAAAUAUGCGUGCUGAACUUUAUGAUGUCUUACCUGAUCAAUCAAAACAAGGAAACCUUGAACCAGGUGACAGUUCCAUUAUCUCUGAAAAUUAUUUACUUUCUAAUGAUCUUGAUAAGAUAAAUAAAGACAAUCGUCCUUCGUCCGAAGUUAAAGCAGCACGAAGAGAUGAAGCCUUAAGAAAAUUAGAUAAUAAAUCUACAUCUCGAGAAAUAGUGAGUGAACCUGAAACUUUUGAUGAUAGUAGACCAAGUAAUUCCGAUUUAAGGUAUAAAGAUUCGGUUGUUCGUAGACGUGUUACUGAGUAUGAAGAUAUUAGUAAACAAACUGUUGACGAUGAAGGCAUUAUUCGUAGAAGCUCUCAAAGUUCAAAAGCUGGUGAACCUAGAUCUCCCUCUGAUGAAAAAAGAC
Racocetra persica is the source of this 1639-nucleotide messenger RNA. Lineage: Eukaryota; Fungi; Glomeromycota; Glomeromycetes; Diversisporales; Gigasporaceae. The record is from the annotation of a GenBank genome assembly.